CUGCCAACGCGGGGUGCAUCUGGUAGCGGUUGUCUCAGUGCUUUCCUCACGGGACCAGGAAGAUCUUGGGUACUUCCCCCGCACUUGCAAAAGGUUACAACAGAAGAGGUUCCGAAGCCUGUUUUCCAAACUCUGAUACUGUCUGCCAGAGAAAAUCAAUCAGCUCUCCCUGGAAGGACGAGCGUUACUUCAGGAGAGUCCACAGUUUUAUGUGUGAGCAGGAUGGAGGCUGACCUGUCUGGCUUUAAUAUCGAUGCCCCCCGUUGGGACCAGUGCAGUUUCCUAGGGCGGGUGAAGCAUUUCUUCAAUGUCACGGACCCCCGCACCAUCCUGGUACCGGAGUGGGAGCUGGACUGGGCCAAAGUGAUGGUGGAGAAGAGCAGGAUGGGGACUGUGCCCCCGGGCACGCGAGUGGAGCAGCUGCUCUAUGCCAAGAAGCUGUACGACUCGGCCUUCCACCCUGACACCGGGGACAAGAUGAACGUCAUUGGGCGGAUGUCCUUCCAGGUCCCCGGGGGCAUGAUCAUCACGGGCUUCAUGCUCCAGUUCUACAGGACGAUACCGGCAGUGAUCUUCUGGCAGUGGGUGAACCAGUCCUUCAAUGCCUUAGUCAACUACACCAACAGGAAUGCAGCUUCCCCCACGUCGGUCAGGCAGAUGGCCGUUUCCUACAUCAGUGCCACAACCGCUGCGGUGGCCACUGCUGUGGGCAUGAACACAUUGACAAAGAGAGCCCCGCCCCUGGUGGGCCGCUGGGUGCCCUUUGCCGCUGUGGCUGCGGCUAACUGUGUCAACAUCCCAAUGAUGCGACAGCAGGAACUCAUCCAGGGCAUCUGCGUGAAGGACAGGAACCACAAUGAGAUUGGUCAUUCCCGGAGAGCUGCGGCCAUAGGCAUCACCCAAGUGGUUAUUUCUCGGAUCACCAUGGCAGCCCCUGGCAUGAUCCUGCUGCCGGUCGUCAUGGAAAGGCUGGAGAAACUGCGUUGCAUGAAGAGAAUCCGGGUGCUGCACGCCCCAUUGCAGGUUCUGCUGUCCGGGUGUUUCCUCAUCUUCAUGGUGCCAGUGGCAUGUGGGCUGUUCCCGCAGACAUGUGAAUUGCCAGUUUCCUAUCUGGAACCAGAGCUCCAAGACACUAUCAAGGCCAAGUAUGGAGAACCUGUGCCUUAUGUCUACUUCAAUAAGGGUCUCUAAAUGCCCCACCCCAGCAAGCACCAGUCCAUACCCAUAUUUACCAGCUCCUCCGUAGCCACUGUGGAUUCCCAUGCCUCAUUCCUCUUUGCCAACAGGGCCUGUAGGCCAGGGUGGAUUUGGGGGGAUGGGGGUGGGGAUGGGAGGAUGCCUCAUGCUUCUACCCAGGCACCUGGGUUUAUUGGACUCCAGGGGAUAAACGUGAACUAGGUGUGGGGGGAGGCCAAGUCUUCUAUCUGCUCUCCUCUAACCCCUGUCCCCUGGAGACCAGGAGCUGAGACCCCCUCGGGGAGAUGGUGCUGAGACCUCGGGGUGACACUCAAGCAAACCGUUUGGAAAAGUUAGGAAACCUUUGGGAUUCUGGUUCCAGCCAGGAUUGAGGAAGGGUCCCUCUUCUCUUCCUCCUCAUCGGCUCUCAGGCAAGGGAACCUUUCACCUGUGUAGUUCUGGCUCCUUCAGGAAGGGGGAGGGAAGAGGCCAGGUCACCUUGGGGCCCCUCUUUGCUCUUCCCCACUCUCCUCCCAGGGCCCCCUGGUCAGAAAGCUUCUCUGGGAGCCUUGCUAAACUUGAGUUUAUCAGGCACCCAGGAGUUUUAGUGCAAAAAAAAAGGACAUUGUGUGAGGCAGCAGAGUUUUGUGGCGCUUCAAGCCCUACCUGUUGACACUGGCUUUGUUCUCCUGCCCCUAAAAUCAUAUCUGAUUCUAUUUCUCUGUGUCUAAAAGAUAAAUCCACUGACUGUGAGUAAAAAGGAUGUAGGUAGGCAUUAACCACAUGUGUUAGUGGGUAUAAUUUCCUGGCUACCUCCCUUCCUCAGCCCACUGGGUUAAACACCAAAGAAAGACUGUUGUGUACUGAAUAGGAAAGGGAAGUUUUAUUUGGAUGCCUCUGAGAGGAAAUCAACCAGGACCAAAGAGCCUUAAAGGACACACAGCAAAGCGCAGCCGCUCGCCCUUCCCAGUCUGGCUGCUCUAGGUUAUUUCUCAGGCCCUUGGGGGAGAGGGGGCUGUUGUGGCUGACCUGGGGCCAUGUCUGUAUGAGUUUUGUGUAGCAGAAUUUACUGACUGAUCAAAGGAUAUCACUGUGAAUUGAAUGCAUUUCUUGAAAGAGCACAGCGAACUGUCUGCACACUGAGUUAAUAAAGCCUGGAUGGAAAGCAGGAUCUGGUUUUACUUUGGCCUUGGUGUGGAGGAGGGUAUCACAACUAUAAGGGGAAACUGUCUGGUGCCCUGAGGCCAUUGUUCAUCUCCCUUAUUAUGGAGGAAAAAUCCACCUGUCUUUGCUUGAGGCUCCAGAGAUCUCCCAGUGUGGGCGUGUGUUGCUCUGGAGGAGCGGGGGGCAGGGAGUUGGCAAACCAUGGCUCUGGGGUCCAAAUCUGCCUGGUAUCUGUUUUUGUGUGUUUGGGAACUAAGAAUGACGUUUACAUUUUUUAGAAGUUGUGAAAAAGAAAAAGAAUAUGUGAGACCCUGUGUAUGUGGUAUGCAGAGCCUGAAAUAUUUACUGUCUGGCCCUUUACACAAAAAGUUUCCCCUACUCUGGAGUAAUGGUCCUGAAGAACAUGCAUGAGGUUCACCGGGAGGGCUUCUCAAAACAUGGAUUAUAGGGCCCCAUUCCUAGAAUUUCUAAUUAUGUGGGUCUGGGAUGGAGCUGGUGAAUUUGUAUUUCUGGUAAUUUCCCAGUGAUGCUGAUUCUGUCAGUCUGGGGACCACUUUGAAGGAGCACUGCUCGAAAGAGAAAGGGCCUCCUCUCUGAGGUCAGGAUACUGGCUGCAAUUUGAUUUUUCCCCCAUUUAAAAUAAUAAAAUAUAAUUCACGUGACAUAAAAUUCAUCCUUUUAAAGCGUACAAUUCAGUGGUUUUUAGCAUGCUCACAAUGUUGUGCAACUGUCAUUACUCUCUAAUUCCAGAAUAUUUUCAUUACCCCUGAAAGAAACUGUACUCAUUAGUAGUCACUCAUUACCCUCAUCCC
Messenger RNA from Kogia breviceps (pygmy sperm whale), 3152 nucleotides. RefSeq names its product sideroflexin 2 (gene SFXN2). Lineage: Eukaryota; Metazoa; Chordata; Mammalia; Artiodactyla; Physeteridae. Gene Ontology annotation, cellular component: mitochondrial inner membrane. Gene Ontology annotation, biological process: serine import into mitochondrion; monoatomic ion transport. Gene Ontology annotation, molecular function: monoatomic ion transmembrane transporter activity. The record is from RefSeq and is a predicted model, not a curated record.